Odobenus rosmarus divergens (Pacific walrus) is the source of this 10112-nucleotide messenger RNA. It is a transcript of the gene LAMA2, whose product is annotated as laminin, alpha 2. The transcript is spliced from 65 exons. The record is from RefSeq and is a predicted model, not a curated record. NCBI's taxonomy places the organism in Eukaryota, Metazoa, Chordata, Mammalia, Carnivora, Odobenidae. Gene Ontology annotation, biological process: regulation of cell migration; cell adhesion; regulation of embryonic development. Gene Ontology annotation, molecular function: signaling receptor binding. The coding region runs from base 1 to 9297 and encodes 3098 amino acids.
AUGGAAGAUGGAUCUUUUGCCAAUAACAUGAAGAGAAGUUUAUUCCCUGCUGUCCUGAAUCUUGCUUCUAAUGCUCUCAUCACCACAAAUGCAACAUGUGGAGAAAAAGGACCUGAAAUGUAUUGCAAAUUGGUAGAGCAUGUCCCUGGGCAGCCUGUGAGGAACCCCCAAUGUCGAAUCUGCAAUCAAAAUAGCAGCAAUCCAUACCAGAGACACCCGAUUACAAAUGCUAUUGAUGGAAAGAACACUUGGUGGCAGAGUCCCAGUAUUAAGAAUGGAAUUGAAUACCAUUAUGUGACAAUUACACUGGAUUUACAGCAGGUGUUCCAGAUUGCAUAUGUGAUCGUGAAAGCAGCAAACUCCCCUCGGCCUGGAAACUGGAUUUUGGAACGCUCGCUUGAUAAUGUUGAAUACAAUCCCUGGCAGUAUCAUGCCGUGACAGACACCGAGUGUCUAACUCUCUACAAUAUUUAUCCCCGCACUGGACCACCAUCCUAUGCCAAAGACGAUGAGGUCAUCUGCACUUCCUUUUAUUCCAAGAUACACCCCUUGGAAAACGGAGAGAUUCACAUUUCUUUGAUCAAUGGGAGACCAAGUGCUGAUGACCCUUCUCCUGAACUGCUAGAAUUUACCUCUGCUCGCUAUAUUCGCCUGAGAUUUCAGAGGAUCCGGACCUUGAAUGCUGAUUUGAUGAUGUUUGCUCACAAAGACCCAAGAGAAAUAGACCCGAUUGUCACCCGAAGAUAUUACUACUCGGUCAAGGAUAUUUCGGUCGGAGGGAUGUGCAUCUGCUAUGGUCAUGCCAGGGCUUGUCCACUUGAUCCAGUGACAAAUAAAUCCCGCUGUGAGUGUGAGCAUAAUACAUGUGGUGAUAGCUGUGAUCAGUGCUGUCCGGGAUUCCAUCAGAAACCCUGGCAAGCUGGGACUUUUCUGACUAAAACAGAAUGUGAAGCAUGCAAUUGUCAUGGGAAAGCUGAAGAAUGCUACUAUGAUGAAAAUGUUGCCAGAAGAAAUCUGAGCUUAAAUAUCCAUGGAAAGUACAUUGGAGGGGGUGUGUGCAUUAACUGCACCCAAAACACGGCUGGUAUAAACUGUGAGACAUGCAUUGAUGGUUUCUUCAGGCCCAAAGGGGUAUCUCCAAAUUAUCCAAGACCAUGCCAGCCAUGCCAUUGUGAUCCAGUUGGUUCCUUAAAUGAAGUCUGUGUGAAGGAUGAAAAACAUGCUCGACGAGGUCUGGCACCUGGGUCUUGUCAUUGCAGACCUGGCUUCAGAGGUGUGAGCUGUGACCGGUGUGCCCGGGGCUACACUGGCUACCCAGACUGCAAGCCGUGUAACUGCAGUGGUGCAGGGAGCACAAAUGAGGACCCUUGCUUUGGACCCUGCAACUGCAAGGAGAAUGUUGAAGGUGAGGAUUGCAGUCGCUGUAAAGCCGGCUUCUUCAAUUUGCAAGAGGAUAAUCGUAAAGGUUGUGAUGAGUGUUUCUGUUCCGGGGUUUCAGACAGAUGUCAGAGCUCCUACUGGACUUAUGGCCAUAUACAAGACAUGCGUGGCUGGUACCUGAUGGACAUCUCUGGCCGCGUUCAAGUGGCUCCCCAGCAGGAUGACUUAGACCCACCUCAGCAGAUCAGCAUCAGCAGUGAGGAAUCCCACCGUGCUUUGCCACAGGGCUACUACUGGAGUGCACCAGCUCCAUAUCUGGGAAACAAACUUACCGCAGCUGGAGGACAAUUGACGUUUACCAUAUCAUAUGACUUCGAAGAAGAAGAAGAAGAUACAGAACGUGUACUCCAGAUUAUGGUUAUCUUAGAGGGAAAUGACUUGAGAAUCAGCACAGCCCAAGAUGAGGUGUAUCUGCAACCGUAUGAAGAACAUAUUCAUGUACUGUCACUUAAAGAAGAAUUGUUUACCAUACAUGGCACAAAUUUCCCUGUCAGUAGAAGAGAGCUGAUGACAGUGCUUGCGAAUUUGAAGAGAGUCCUCUUACAAAUCACGUACAGCCUUGGGAUGGAUGCCAUCUUCAGGUUAGGCUCUGUUGGCCUUGAAUCCGCGGUCCCCUAUCCUACUGACAGAAGCCUUGCAGCAGCUGUGGAGGUUUGUCAAUGUCCUCCCGGGUACACUGGCUCUUCUUGUGAAUCUUGUUGGCCUCGGCACAGACGAAUUAAUGGCACUAUUUUUGGUGGCAUCUGUGAACCAUGUCAAUGCUUUGGUCAUGCAGAAUCCUGUGAUGACAUCACCGGAGAAUGCCUGAGCUGUAAGAAUCACACAGGUGGCCCAUACUGCAAUAAAUGUCUUCCUGGUUACUAUGGUGAUCCUAGUAAAGGGACCUCUGAAGACUGUCAGCCCUGUGGCUGUCCACUCAAUACCCCAUCCAAUAACUUUAGCCCGACGUGCCAUUUAGACCGAAGUCUCGGACUGAUUUGUGAUGCAUGCUCUGUCGGAUACAGAGGACCACGCUGUGAGAGGUGUGCAGAAGGCUAUUUUGGACAACCUUCUGUACCUGGAGGAUCAUGUCAGCCAUGCCAAUGCAGUGACAACCUUGACUUCUCCAUGCCUGGCAGCUGUGACAGCUUGUCUGGCUCCUGUCUGAUAUGUAAGCCAGGUACAACAGGCCGCUUCUGUGAGCUCUGUGCUGAUGGGUAUUUUGGAGACGCAGUUGAUGCAAAGAACUGUCAGCCUUGUCGCUGUAAUGUCAACAGCUCCUUCUCUGAGAGUUGCCAUGCCAGGACGGGACAGUGUGAAUGCAAACCUAACGUGCAGGGACGGCGGUGUGAUGAGUGUAAGCCUGAAACCUUUGGCCUACAAUCAGGAAGGGGGUGUGUUCCCUGCAAUUGCAAUUCCUUUGGGUCUAAAUCAUUUGACUGUGAAGAGAGUGGUCAGUGUUGGUGCCAGCCUGGAGUGACAGGAAAGAAAUGUGACCGCUGUGCCCAUGGCUAUUUCAACUUCCAAGAAGGAGGCUGCACAGCUUGUGACUGUUCCCAUCUGGGAAAUAACUGUGACCCAAAGACUGGUCAGUGCAUUUGCCCUCCCAAUACCAUUGGAGAGAAAUGUUCUAAAUGUGCACCUAAUACCUGGGGCCACAGCAUCACCACUGGUUGUAAGGCUUGUAACUGCAGCACAGUGGGAUCCUUGGAUUUCCAAUGUAAUAUAAACACAGGCCAAUGCAGCUGUCACCCCAAAUUCUCCGGUGCGAAAUGUACAGAGUGCAACCAAGGUCACUGGAACUACCCUCACUGUACUCCCUGCGAGUGCUUCCUGCCCGGGACUGACGACAAGACCUGUGACCCAGAGACUAAAAAGUGCUCCUGUAUUGAUCAGACUGGGCAGUGCACCUGUAAGGUGAACGUAGAAGGUGUCCACUGUGAUAGGUGCCGGCCGGGCAAAUUUGGACUUGAUGCCGAGAACCCACUAGGCUGCAGCAACUGCUAUUGCUUCGGGGCUACUACCCAGUGCUCUGAAGCAAAAGGACUGAUCCGUACGUGGGUGACUCUGAAGCCUGAGCAGACCAUUCUGCCCCUGGUGGACGAGGCCCUGCAGCACACCACUACCAAAGGCAUCGUUUUUCAACACCCAGAGAUUGUUGCACACAUGGACCUCGUGAGACAGGAACUCCGUCUGGAACCUUUUUAUUGGAAACUUCCAGAACAGUUUGAAGGACGGAAGUUGAUGGCCUACGGCGGCAAACUCAAGUACGCAAUCUAUUUUGAGGCUCGGGAAGAGACAGGUUUCUCUACCUAUAAUCCUCAAGUUAUCAUUCGAGGUGGUACCCCUACGCAUGCUAGAAUUAUCAUCAGGCAUAUGGCUGCUCCUCUAAUUGGCCAACUGACACGGCAUGAAAUCGAAAUGACGGAGAAAGAAUGGAAAUAUUACGGUGAUGAUCCUCGAAUCAGUAGAACAGUGACCCGUGAAGACUUCUUGGAUAUUCUGUAUGAUAUUCAUUAUAUUCUUAUCAAGGCAACUUAUGGAAAUAUCAUGAGACAAAGCAGGAUUUCUGAGAUCUCGAUGGAGGAAGCCGAACAAGGGCACCUAACAGCUGUGACUUCUCCAGCUCGCUCCAUAGAAAGAUGUGAUUGUCCCCCAGGCCAUUCUGGUCUGUCCUGUGAGACAUGCAUGCCAGUCUCUCUCUCUCUCUCUCUUGAGCCAGGUAGCCGCACUCCUAGGCCAACUCUGGGCACCUGCGUUCCAUGUCAGUGUAAUGGACACAGUAGCCUGUGUGAUCCUGAAACCUCUCUCUCUCUCUCUCUCUCUACCUCUACCGCUGGUGACUUCUGUGAACGAUGUGCUCCUGGAUUCUCUCUCUCUCUCUCUCUAUUGCCAAAUGACUGUCAGCAGUGUGCUUGCCCUCUAUCUCUCUCUCCUCUCUCUAGUUUUAGCCCUUCUUGCGUCAUGGAAGGCCUGGAAGUCUCUCUCUCUCUCUCUCUCCCCCGGGGAUAUGAAGGCCAGUACUGUGAACGUCUCUCUCUUGGCUAUACUGGCAGCCCCAGCAGCCCUGGAGGUUCCUGCCAAGAAUGUAAGUGUGACCCCCGUGGCUCGCUGCCUGUCCCCUGUGACCCCAUCACAGGGCUCUGCACGUGCCGACCUGGAGCCACAGGGCAGAAGUGUGACGGCUGCAUCUCUCUCUCUCUCUCUCUGGGCAUGGAGUGUGUGUUUUGUGGAGAUGAAUGCACAGGCCUUCUUCUCGGUGACUUGGCUCGCCUAGAGCAGAUGGCCAUGAGUAUCAACCUCACUGGCCCACUACCUGCCCCAUAUAAAAUGCUGUAUGGUCUCGAAAAUAUGACUCAAGAACUAAAGCACUUGCUCUCACCUCAGCGGGCCCCAGAGAGGCUCAUUCAAUUGGCAGAAGGCAAUCUGAACACGCUCGUGUCGGAAAUGAAUGAGCUUCUGACCAGGGCUACCAAAGUGACAGCAGAUGGCGAGCAAACUGGACAGGAUGCUGAGAGGACCGGCAGGAGAGCAGAUUCCUUAGGAGGAUUCAUUAAGGAGCUUUCCCAGGAGGCAGAAGCUGUAAAUGAAAAAGCUGUAAGACUAAAUGAAACUCUAGGAACUCAAGACAAGGCCUUUGAGAGAAAUUUGCAAGGGCUUCAGAAAGAGAUUGAUCAGAUGAUGGCAGAACUGAGGAGGAAAAAUCUAGAUAAACAAAAGGAAGUUGCUGAAGAUGAGUUAGUAGCUGCAGAAGGCCUUCUGAAGAAGGUGAAGAAGUUAUUUGGAGAGUCCCGAGGGAAAAACGAGGAAAUGGAGAAGGGUCUCCGGGCAAUAUUGGCAGACUACAAAGACAAAGUUGAUGAUGCUUGGGACCUGUUGCGAGAAGCCAUGGAGAAAAUCAGAGAGGCUAAUCGCUUUUCUUCAGCAAACCAGAAAAACAUGACUGCUUUGGAGAAAAAGAAGGAGGCUAUUGAACGUGACAAACAGCAAACUGAGAACACUUUAAAAGAAGGCAGUGACAUACUUGAUGAAGCCAACCGUCUUGCAGGUGAAAUCAACUCAGUCAUAGAUUAUGUUGAAGACAUUCAAACUAAAUUGCCACCCAUGUCUGAAGAGCUUAAAGAUAAAAUCGAUGACCUUGCCCAGGAAAUAAAGGACAGGAACCUUGCUGAGAAGGUGUCCCAGGCUGAGAGCCAUGCAGCUCAGUUGAAUGACUCAUCUGCUGUCCUUGAUGGAAUCCUUGAUGAGGCCAAAAACAUCUCCUUCAAUGCCACUGCAGCCUUCAAUGCUUACAGCCAUAUUAAGGACUCUAUUGAUGAAGCUGAGAAAAUAGCCCAAGAAGCUAAAGGUCUUGCGCACGAAGCUACAAAACUGGCAACAGGUCCUCAGGGUUCACUAAAGGAAGGUGCCAAAGGCUCUCUUCAGAAAAGCUUUGGGAUUCUUAAUGAAGCCAAGAAGUUAGCAAAUGCUGUAAAAGAAAAUGAUGACUAUCUGAAUGGCUUAAUAACCAGAUUAGAAAAUGCAGAUGUUAGAAAUGAGGAUCUCCUGAGAGCUUUGAAUGACACUUUGGGGAAGCUGUCAGCCAUUCCAAAUGACACAGCCGCUAAACUGCAAGCUGUUAAGGACAAAGCAAGACAAGCCAAUGACACAGCAAAAGACUUAUUGGCACAGAUUAAAGAUCUCCACCAGAACCUUGAUGGCCUGAAGAAAAAUUACAAUCAACUAGCAGACAGCGUAGCCAAAACAAAUGCUGUGGUAAAAGAUCCUUCGAAGAACAAAAUCAUUGCAGAUGCCCAUGCCACUGUGAAAAAUCUAGAACAAGAAGCUGAUCGUCUGAUAGAUAAACUCAAACCCAUCAAGGAACUUGAGGAUAACCUAAAGAAAAACAUCUCUGAGAUAAAGGAACUAAUAAACCAAGCCCGGAAACAGGCUAAUUCUAUCAAAGUAUCUGUGUCUUCCGGAGGUGACUGCAUUCGAACAUACAAGCCGGAAAUCAAGAAAGGAAGCUACAAUAAUAUCAUUGUCAACGUAAAGACAGCUGUUGCUGACAACCUCCUUUUUUAUCUUGGAAGUGCCAAAUUUAUUGACUUUCUGGCUAUAGAAAUGCGGAAAGGCAAAGUAAGCUUCCUCUGGGAUGUUGGAUCUGGAGUUGGACGUGUAGAGUAUCCAGAUUUGACUAUUGAUGACUCUUAUUGGUACCGUAUUGAGGCAUCAAGAACUGGGAGGAAUGGGACCAUUUCUGUGAGAGCCCUGGAUGGACCCAAAGCCAGCAUUGUGCCCAGUACCUACCACGCAACUUCUCCUCCAGGGUAUACUAUUCUCGAUGUGGACGCAAACGCAAUGCUGUUUGUUGGUGGCUUGACUGGGAAACUGAAGAAGGCCGAUGCCGUGCGCGUGAUUACAUUCACGGGCUGUAUGGGAGAAACCUACUUUGACAGCAAACCUAUAGGGUUGUGGAAUUUCCGAGAAAAAGAAGGUGACUGCGAAGGAUGUACUGUCAGUCCUCAGGUAGAAGAUAGUGAAGGGACUAUUCAGUUUGAUGGAGAAGGGUACGCAUUGGUCAGCCGCCCCAUUCGCUGGUACCCCAACAUCUCAACUGUCAUGUUCAAGUUCAGGACAUUUUCUUCAAGUGCUCUCCUGAUGUACCUUGCCACACGAGACCUGAAAGAUUUCAUGAGUGUAGAGCUCACUGAUGGGCAUGUAAAAGUCAGCUAUGAUCUGGGUUCAGGAAUGGCUUCUGUUGUCAGCAAUCAAAACCAUAAUGACGGGAAAUGGAAAUCCUUCACCCUGUCAAGAAUUCAGAAACAAGCCAACAUAUCAAUUGUAGACAUAGACACUAACCAGGAGGAGAGCAUAGCAACUUCAUCUUCUGGAAACAACUUUGGUCUUGACUUAAAAGCAGAUGACAAAAUAUAUUUUGGUGGUCUGCCAACACUGAGAAACUUGAGUAUGAAAGCAAGACCAGAAGUAAAUUUGAAGAAAUAUUCUGGCUGCCUCAAGGAUAUUGAAAUUUCAAGAACUCCAUAUAAUAUACUCAGUAGCCCUGAUUAUGUCGGUGUUACCAAAGGAUGUUCACUGGAGAACGUUUACACAGUCAGCUUCCCCAAGCCUGGUUUCAUAGAGCUGCCCCCUGUGCCAGUUGAUGUAGGGACAGAAAUCAACCUGUCCUUCAGCACCAAGAAUGAGUCUGGGAUCAUUCUCUUGGGAAGUGGAGGGACACCAACACAACCUCGGAGGAAACGAAGGCAAACUGGACAGGCCUAUUAUGCAAUAUUCCUGAACAAGGGACGUCUGGAAGUGCAUCUCUCCAUGGGCACAAGAACAAUGAGGAAAAUCAUCAUCAAACCAGAGCCAAGUCUGUUUCACGACGGGAGAGAACAUUCCGUUCACGUCGAGAGAGCUAAAGGCAUCUUUAUUGUUCAAGUCGAUGAAGACAGAAGCCAUAUGCAAAACCUGACAGUAGAACAGGCAAUCCAAGUUAAAAAGCUUUUCGUUGGGGGUGCUCCACCUGAAUUUCAGCCUCCGCCUCUCAGAAAUAUUCCUCCUUUUGAAGGCUGUGUAUGGAACCUUGUUAUAAACUCUGUCCCCAUGGACUUUGCACAGCCUGUAUCCUUCAAAAAUGCGGACAUUGGUCGUUGCGCCCAUCAGAAGCCCCCUGGGGAUGAAGAUGGAGCAGUUCCAGCUGAACUAGUGACCCAGCAGGAGCCAGUCCCCACCCCUGCCUUCCCCACACCCACCCCAAUUGUGGCACAUGGUCCUUGUGCGGCAGAAUCAGAACCAGCUCUUUUAUUAGGGAGCAAGCAGUUUGGGCUUUCGAGAAAUAGCCACAUUGCAAUUGCUUUUGAUGACACCAAAGUUAAAAACCGCCUCACAAUUGAGUUUGAAGUGCGAACAGAAGCUGAAUGGGGCCUGCUUUUUUACAUGGCUCGGAUCAAUCACGCGGAUUUUGCUACCGUUCAGCUGAGAAAUGGAUUGCCCUAUUUCAGUUAUGACUUGGGAAGCGGUGACACCCACACCAUGAUCCCCACCAAAAUCAACGACGGUCAGUGGCAUAAGAUUAAGAUUAUGCGAAUUAAACAAGAAGGAAUUAUUUAUGUAGAUGAUGCCUCCAACAGAACCAUCAGUCCCAAGAAAGCGGAUAUCCUGGAUGUUGUGGGAAUGCUGUAUGUUGGUGGGCUACCCAUCAACUACACUACCCGAAGAAUUGGUCCAGUGACCUACAGCAUUGAUGGCUGCAUCAGGAAUUUUCAGAUGGUGGAGGCCCCUGCUGAUCUUGAACAGCCAACCUCCAGCUUCCAUGUUGGAACAUGUUUUGCUAAUGCUCAGAAAGGAACAUACUUUGAUGGAACAGGUUUUGCCAAAGCAGUUGGUGGGUUCAAAGUGGGAUUGGACCUUCUUGUAGAAUUUGAAUUCCGCACAACUAGAACCACUGGAGUUCUCCUGGGAAUCAGCAGUCAGAAAAUGGAUGGAAUGGGUAUUGAAAUGAUUGAUGAAAAGCUUAUGUUUCAUGUGGACAAUGGCGCUGGCCAAUUCACUGCUGUCUAUGAUGCUGGGAUCCCAGGGCAUUUGUGUGACGGAAAGUGGCAUAGAGUCAUAGCCAACAAGAUCAAACACCGCAUUGAGCUAACAGUAGAUGGGAAUCAGGUGGAAGCCCAGAGCCCAAACCAAGCAUCUACAUCAGCUGAUACAAAUGACCCUGUGUUUGUUGGUGGUUUCCCAGAUGGCCUCAACCAGUUUGGUCUGACAACCAACAUUAGGUUUCGAGGUUGCAUCCGAUCUCUGAGGCUCACCAAAGGCACAGGCAAGCCACUGGAGGUCAAUUUUGCCAAGGCCCUGGAGCUAUGGGGUGUUCAACCUGUAUCAUGCCCAGUCAACUAAUACAAAUCAGUUUAACUCCAAGAAAGGUCCUUCAAGUAGAUCAAGUAAAACAAAUAUAUCUUACCUAUAUAUGUUAUUAAAACUAAUUUGUGCAUGUAUAUUGAAUUCUUUCUGUACUCAGAUGGUGCUAAUUCAGAUCCCAGACUGAAUUUAAAUUUAAGUUUUCUCAAGUCCAUAAAUAUUAAACCAAUUAUUUCAUUCUAAAUAAUUGCUUGUUUUGUGUGAUUUUAAAGAUGAAAGACAACUGACAUAAAUUAAUGAAUUUGCAACAUGCCUUGGAGUCAUCUCAAGAAGAGUUUAAAUGUUAUUUGUGAAGGUAACAUUUUUGUUUUUACUAACUCCUAUUAAUACUUUUAUCAUCCUUUUCCAUGUUAUGUCAGCCUUGGCUUUCUGUUCAGGCCACUGAAAACAACAGUGGAUUUGGCAUGUUUGGGAGGAAAUCAGCUCCUUUACUCUCUAUGCUUGAGAAGGCAUUAGCAAAUCAUUUCCCUGAUGCAAGUUCAUUAUUAGGGAGUUUAACUAGCCAUAUGAGUGAAUACUUUUUCAUGCUGAGCAUAUAUUUAGAGAGUAUAGAUCAGAUUCAGGCCAGAGAGCUUAAUUACUUGAUUUUCUUGUUUGAUAAUGAUUUAUAGGCUUUGGGGAGACACCAGAACCAAGUUCCAGAAUGACAAUUAAGCACACAUUUGAUACUACAGUGUUGACACUCUGGGCUCCUUCAGUUUGCAGUGAAUAUCACAAUAUACAUAAUCACAGAGGAAUAAUGCUGAAAUACAUUUUUACUUUCCAGGAAACAAUAAACCAAAAAUGUAAUAGAA